GGCAGCGAUAGGCCGGUCCCUUCCGCCGCGCCGCGCUUCCGGGGCGAUCAGGUGACGGCGGCCGCGGGCAGGGAGCGGCUCUGCGGAUCGCCGAGAGCGCCGGAUUCCAACAGGAAAAUUUUCUUGCUCUUGUGUCUGGGGAGCUCCUCAGGAUGGCAAGUAAAGGCCCUACAACUUCUGCAUCAACAAAGAGCUCCAGUGCUGGAGGGACCAGUGGCAGCAGCAGCAGUAAUGGUGCUGGGGACAACACUAAUCAGGACAACACUUUUGAGUGUAACAUCUGUUUAGACACUGCCAAGGAUGCAGUUAUCAGCUUGUGUGGACAUCUCUUCUGCUGGCCUUGUUUACACCAGUGGUUAGAAACCAGGCCAAACAGACAAGUGUGCCCUGUCUGCAAAGCAGGAAUCAGUCGAGAUAAAGUUAUUCCUCUGUAUGGAAGAGGCAGCACUGGACAACAGGACCCCAGAGAGAAAACUCCACCACGACCCCAAGGACAGAGACCUGAACCAGAGAACAGAGGGGGGUUCCAAGGCUUUGGGUUUGGAGAUGGUGGCUUCCAAAUGUCAUUUGGAAUCGGGGCGUUUCCCUUUGGUAUAUUUGCCACAGCAUUCAACAUAAAUGAUGGGCGACCUCCUCCAGCUGUUCCAGGGACUCCUCAAUAUGUGGAUGAGCAGUUCCUAUCCCGCCUCUUCCUGUUUGUGGCUCUGGUGAUUAUGUUCUGGCUGUUGAUUGCAUAAAUCGUUUCCAUUAUUCUGAAUACUCAUAGCCAGAAAGGCUACUGAAACAGUUACAAACUGCUUCCCAUCCCAUUUUAAACCUCCUGGUGUCUGGUUCCGUAGCUAAUGACGGGUUUCAGAAAUUGGUGGUACUGCAGCACAGUGAAGAAUCUCACAUUUUUGCACUACAGUUGGAAAUUAAACAUUGGUUAAAACGUAUUUCAGCUCGGCUGUCUAGUACAACAGGUUCUGACCACAAACCCUGGGCCUAGCUUUGAGCUCUGCUCCUAAAAGGAGUGCUGCUUUGAAAUCCUGUGCCAAUCAGUUACAAUAGGUUUAUGUGAAAGACAGUUACCCCAAGGUAGACUGGACAGGUAAGGAAACUUCUGCAGCGCCAUCAGUAUCUCAUGCUUGGCAAACACGGUGGAUCUGCCAGCACUGUGGGUGUUACUCAGUUUCUUCAAUCAUCCAGCCUUCUUCAGGAAAUCAUCUGCAGCACGGCUGAGACUCCUUGGGCACAGCAUGUGAUACAAACGGAACCAGGUGUGGAGACUGGUUUCUUUUCUUGCUGUUGUUUCCCACAGCAAUGGAAAACUCCUGCCUGAUGUGGUUAGAAGAGCUACUAAUUUAUGCUGCAAAUUUUUUAAAGCCUAAAGUUGCUGGAGCCAGACACUGGAAGAUUCUGUGAUGAAGCUGGGUGAGGUUAUCGAGCAGUAGGACUUGCCUAUCUGCCUCACCCAGCCCAGUUCCUCACUGACAUAACAGUGUUGCCUUCCGUGGUUCUGUGCAGCAGCACUUAAGGAUAAUCCCCUCCCAUCCCUGCCACUGCAGCUACAUUUCUUUCUCCCAGGGCUGUGAGACUUUCUACACAAGAUUGCAAAUAAAAUCCCAUUAACAACCCUGAAGUUUGGGGACAGAGAGGAGGGCAUCUUCAAGUGAGAUUAGAGCUUAAAAAUGGCAUACUGUAAAAUCACGCGGGAGGAAAAAUGAGAUCCUGCACAUGCCACAGCAGGGAACACUUGGAAGAGCUUCUCUGUGCAGCCACGCAUGGCUACAAGAUGGCACGGAACGGCUACAGUGCAAGUCUCGUCAGUAUCUACCAAAGACACGAAUUAGAAGUGCUGGAGGAGACCAUGACCAUCUCUGUGCCAAGGGGAAAAUAUUUCCAAAGGUGAAAUGUAGCCCGUUUGGAAUCACGUUGGGUGUACAGCUUUAAAAGUAUUCCUGAUAUAUUUGUGUAGAUUCCUUCAGAAGAGCAGACACGAGGGAUUUCCUAAUGAGAUGAACAAUUUUGAUAUUUCUCUGACUAGACAACUCCAUUUCCUUUUUUUCUUCUAUUGUUUUUAGAUCGUUUUGAUUCAGAUCACUGCUAGUCACGAUGAUUUCCUGCGAGAUGAAUAUUGUGACUUCCCUCAUCAUAGACGUACAAACUGACAGAGCAAAUCAAGUCUUAGAAACUGUUUCCAUAGUUAAGCUCGUUAACGUGUAUGGUUAAAGUUGCUGGGCAGGGCACCUCGA
Lagopus leucura (white-tailed ptarmigan) is the source of this 2234-nucleotide messenger RNA. It is a transcript of the gene RNF185, whose product is annotated as ring finger protein 185. Lineage: Eukaryota; Metazoa; Chordata; Aves; Galliformes; Phasianidae. Gene Ontology annotation, molecular function: ubiquitin protein ligase activity; metal ion binding; ubiquitin-like protein conjugating enzyme binding. Gene Ontology annotation, biological process: ubiquitin-dependent protein catabolic process. The record is from RefSeq and is a predicted model, not a curated record. Gene Ontology annotation, cellular component: endoplasmic reticulum. Bases 153 to 737 code for a protein of 194 amino acids. The transcript is spliced from 7 exons.